CGGCUCGGCGGCCGGCGCGCGCGGCGAGGGGGUGGCGCGGUGUUGGCAGGUCUGGGGAGCUGGCCAGCAUGGUGAGGGGCUGCCCUGGAGCAGCCAGGAUCGCCCUGUGGAUACACCUGCAGGGGUAGCAAACCCAUGAAAGUAGGGGAGCCCCGAUCCGUGGGCAAACGGAAGGAGCCCGACCUGCUGGCCGGGCAGAGCGGGCCGCCCGGGCAGGGGGCCCUCGCUGUCCACUGCCUGCUGCGCUGCGCCGGCGUGCCUGGCCUCUCAUGCUCAGACCUCGCCUCCCACGCUCCCUGCCACCAAGUUCAUGCACGUUGAGAGCUGGGCCAGGCUGAGGCUUUCUUCCGGAGACCAUGGCGGCCCUUCCCACGACUCCAGACUCCCCUGCCGCCCAGCUGGAGAGGACGGAGGCUGGGUCGGAAUGUGAUCCCGAGCAGGACGGAGAAGAGGAGGAAGCGAAGGGGCAGGAGAUGGAGGCGGCGAUGGAGGAGGAGGCCGAGGACCUGGCCGAGGAGCUGGAGGCCGAGGGGGCGCGGGCAGGGCCGGCGGAGCAGGCGGAGCAGGAUGACGACGUGGCGGAGGUGGUGGCAGAAGAGCGGAGUCCAGUGCUGGGGACCCAGGAGCGCCUUGGCCUGGGUCGGGGUGGUGGUGACACGGAGUCCCCAGCUCUUCGGGAAAAGGCCCUGCAGGCCUCCCAGGCUCCAGCCUCGCCGAGUCACGAGGAUGUGGACGAGGACGAGGAGGGAGAGGAAGAGGAAGAGGAUGGUUCUCUGGUGUCCGGGUCUCAGGGGCUGGUGACCUUUGAAGAUGUGGCCGUGUACUUCUCCCUGGAGGAGUGGGAGAGGCUGGACUCAGAGCAGCGGGAGCUCUACAAGGAAGUCAUGCAGGAAAACUACGGGAUCCUGGUGUCCUUGGGAUACCCAAUCCCCAAGCCGGAUCUGAUCUCGCGGCUGGAACAAGGAGAGGAGCCGUGGGUCCCGGACAGCCCCCGUCCCGAGGACGGAGACAUUGUCACCGGCGUCUACACAGGGGCCUGGUUCUGGACCGACGACAUAGAGGACCAUGAGGAGGACGACGACGAGGACUUCCUGGCGGAGGUGGCGGAGGAGGAGAACGAGCCCCCCGGGCUGUGGUCGGCGGCCUAUGGCGUGGGGGACGUGCCUGGGACGUGGGGCCCCGACGACUCAGAUUCGGCGCAGACUCCAGAUGGGUGGAGUCUGGACCCUGGCGGCCUCGGGGUCCUGGCCGAGGGCCCCGAGGCGAAGCCCUUUCUGCCAGGCCGGGAGCCCGGUGCGAGCUUGCUGGCCCCUUGGGCGUUCCCUUCCGCGGUGGCUGCUCCAGCCGGGCGGCCGGAGACGACGUGCGAAGUGUGCGGCAAAGUGUUCCCGCACCGGUCCCGUCUGGCCAAGCACCAGCGCUACCACGCAGCCGUCAAGCCCUUCGGCUGCGACGAGUGCGGCAAGGGCUUCGUGUACCGCUCGCACCUGGCCAUCCACCAGCGCACGCACACUGGCGAGAAGCCCUUCCCGUGCCCGGACUGCGGCAAGCGCUUCGUAUACAAGUCGCACCUGGUCACGCACCGGCGCAUCCACACCGGCGAGCGGCCCUACCGCUGCGCCUUCUGCGGCGCGGGCUUUGGGCGCCGCUCCUACUUGGUCACGCACCAGCGCACGCACACGGGCGAGCGGCCCUACCCUUGCCCGCACUGCGGCCGCAGCUUCAGCCAGAGCUCGGCGCUCGCACGCCACCAGGCCGUGCACACGGCCGACAGGCCUCACUGCUGCCCCGACUGCGGCCAGGCCUUCCGCCUCCGCGCCGACUUCCAGCGCCAUCGACGCGGCGGCGGCUGCUCAGAGCCCAGCGCCGACGGUCCCCGGCGGGAGCCCUGCGAGACAGUGCCCACAGCGGGGCCGGAGGAGGCCGAGACUGGGCCUGAGGGGCCCGAGGAGCCUGAGGUCGGUGAGGCAGACGGAGAGGCUGAGGCCGAGGCCGAGGCCGAAGCCGAAGCGAGAGAAGUGGCGGUGGAGUUGCCCGCGCCCGGGAGCAAGGAGGAUCCCGAACCGGACAGGCGGUUCCUGGAGCUGGGCAACGGCCUGGGGGAGGGCGAAGGCCCUUCCUCGCAUCCGCUCGGCUUCCACUUUCCCGUGCACCCCAAAUCUUGGCUCCACCCAGACGGUUUUCCGAUUCUGGGCCUCCCGGACUUUGGGGAACGGCUGCAGGCCGACAGGCGCCCCCUGCCCGGACCCCUGGGGGGCCGGCUCUCCCUGGUGGAGGGCGCGGGGCUGGCCUGCGACCCGUUCGGCGGCAGUGCGGGGGCUGGGGGCGGCGGCGGCGGCCUGCGCGCGUUCGCGCCGGCGGUCGGGGGGCUGCUGGCCGAGCCGGCGCCCGCCGCGCUGGCGGAGGAGGAGAGCCCGUGGAUCUGUUCCGAUUGCGGCAAGACGUUCGGGCGCCGGGCGGCGCUGGCCAAGCACCAGCGCUACCACGCGGGCGAGCGGCCGCACCGCUGCGCCGACUGCGGCAAGAGCUUCGUGUACGGCUCGCACCUGGCGCGCCACCGCCGCACGCACACGGGCGAGCGGCCCUUCCCGUGCCCCGAGUGCGGCGCGCGCUUCGCCCGCGGCUCGCACCUGGCGGCGCACGUGCGCGGCCACACGGGCGAGAAGCCCUUCGUGUGCGGCGUGUGCGGCGCGGGCUUCAGCCGGCGCGCGCACUUGACGGCGCACGGGCGCGCGCACACGGGCGAGCGGCCCUACGCCUGCGGCGAGUGUGGCCGCCGCUUCGGGCAGAGCGCGGCGCUGACGCGGCACCAGUGGGCGCACGCUGAGGAGAAGCCGCACCGCUGCCCCGACUGCGGCAAGGGUUUCGGCCACAGCUCGGACUUCAAACGGCAUCGGCGCACGCACACGGGCGAGAAGCCCUUCCGCUGCACCGACUGCGGCCGCGGCUUCGCGCAGCGCUCCAACCUGGCCAAGCACCGGCGCGGCCACACGGGCGAGCGGCCCUUCCCGUGCCCGGAGUGCGGCAAGCGCUUCUCGCAGCGCUCGGUGCUCGUGACGCACCAGCGCACGCACACGGGCGAGCGGCCCUACGCCUGCGCCAACUGCGGCCGCCGCUUCUCCCAGAGCUCGCACCUGCUCACCCACAUGAAGACGCACCGCGGCGCGGCGGGCGCCGCCGGCCCGGCGCCGGCAGCGCCCGCGUCCAAGGCCGAGGCGCCGGCGAAGGGGCCGCCGGGUGCGGGCGCAGGGACCGGGCCGGGGGAGCACGGCGGCAUCCUGCUGGAGUUCGCGGGCGGAACGAGCUUCGGCUCUGAGCCGACGACUGCGUUCGCGGGGCCCUCGGGCGCCUACGAGGAGAGCGUCAUGUGAGGGCCCCCAGGCGGACGGAGGCGCAGCCCGCUAGGCCACCGGCCCCUCCCGGGGGCGGCUCGGCGGCUGUCCGCUGCGCGCCGGCCCUUUGCUCCUCUGGCCUCGCGGGGCUGAGGGUCCCAGCCCUGGUGCGGUGCCUUCCCCUCAGCCCCGGGGCACCGGCCUCGGGCUCCCCUCCUGCCCGGCGCUAGAGAACCGGCCGGGCGCAGGGGGAGAGGAGAGCCACGCGCGCAGCAGAGGAGGGCGGGGGCGGCCACCCCGACAGAGACUGCGACGUCCCCGGAUCGAGGCGGAGAGGCCAAGCGGUAGGGCUAGCAGGCGAUAUUAUUUAUUUUACUCGAAUUCGGCUGGCCCCGGGGACAGGCGGCUUGUGAGUUUGUGACUGGGUUUUGCGUCGAGGGAGGGCGGGGAGGUCGAGCGAGGGCCGUGCGCGUGGCUACCCCAGUGGGUUUGGUAGACGACUUCAUCCCAUUCCUCAGUGGGAGACUUCAGGGACCUUCUGGUCGUUCGUGUAUGUCCGGAAAGUUGUAGGGACCGUGCUCAUGGCGAGGGCCAGCCUCGUGGGUUUCCGCGGGACGACGUUCGUCCUUAAUCUGGGGCCGGGAGGGGAGGCGGAGAGGCAGCAGGGAAAGCCUUUAUUCAGUCGACUGACCGUGGCUGCUUAUUUCCACCGCUUGAAUGGCCUGAAGGAUCUGGGAGGAGAAACAAACAAACAAACAAACAGAAACCAAAUCGUGGCCCUGGGCAGAUGGGUUGCAGGUGUGCGCCGGGUCUGAGCGAGUUUGAAGCCUUAUUCUCCAGAGUCACUGGCUCUACCCACUUGAGCGCCCAGGGCAGCCAGGCGCCUUGGGUUUGGUCUCAGCCUCCCCUUGAGUCCUCUGGCAGCAGGAGGCAGCGUGCUGCAGGGUCCUCGGGGAGCCCCGCAGGCCCCCAGCCUUGUGCGUUCUGGAAAGCGGCGUCUCCCUGGGUGGGUGGACAUACGAGGCCUUGUCCAUCUGAGCCCGUGGCCCAUUUAGAUAUAAUGACCAAGUGUAAAGUGACUGAGGUUGGUAGCAGGAUCCUUUCUUACUUCCUGUCCUUAGAGCCCUGUGGCUUCUGCGGGUUAAUUAACUGUGCUUCUGUCAUUAUCCUACACUAGAAGCAGGUAGUGUUUCUGUCUAGAUGCCCGUUUCACAGAGUGGGCAGUGAGUGGAGGCACUGUGGGCCGGGCCGGCUGCACAGCGGUGGUCCACCUCUGGGGGUUUGGACCUGAGCCUGUGGCUCGGAACUAACCAAGUAUCCAACUAUGCAAGGCCCGCAGCUGGCCAGCACCCCGCCGUCUGGGCUGGGCCAUUUCCAGCCACUGGGUCACCUGCAAGCCCCCCUCCCUUCAUGCCUUUCGGGCCACCGUGAGUGGGGCUAGAAAACCGAAACUUAGGAGCAACUGCAUUCCAUUUUAGACCUAGUUCCUUCUGUUUUAGCGUAGACGUGGUCUUGGGGCUUGAGAGCCAGCAGCCAGGCUGCUGGAGGCACGUAGUUGGCAGGGUGGGAGGAGGGCCUGGAGAUGGUGGUGAGAAUUAGCCUGGCUGAGAGAGGGGUGGGGUGGGGUCGUAAGGAGGAUUGGGGCUCCCGGGGAGGCAUCGGCAGUGCCACAUGGUGCCCUCGGUCCUGCUUUCUCUCUCCCCGCAGUGGGAAGGAGCCUCAGGAAGGGCCAAGGGCAAGGGGGCUAGCCUCGCAGGGCUGAGGCCUGGUCCAUGCCCAUCCCUCCGGGCACAGCCCUGGAGUGUAUACCUUCCGUGCCCCUCCUGGGCCCAGCAGCUCCACCCCGCUCCAAGCUGUCAGCAGGAGGACCUAGCUUUAAUAAAGAGUGGCGAAAUGAGCUUUGUGACUGGAUUCCAUGUCGUUGCUGUUCCUCAGGACCCUUGGAGAUGCUGCAAGGUCUCAGGCCCCCCCUUGUUUCUGCAGUCGAUCUUUAGGGGUUUCUCCUCAGAAUCUAGAACUGGCCUGUGAGGAGUCAGCCCAAGAGAGCUUUGGCCCGCGCUGCCUGUGUCCACCAGGUCUUUCUGGGAGUCCCCAGUGGGCCCCCACCCUGCCACAUACCCCUGGCAACAGGCACACCUAUUUCAGGACAUUUAACAUUUACAAUUGUUUUGGCCAACCUCCCUUCCUGGUGGUACAGAGCCCUCUUCUGAGGCCCCAGGACCCCACGGGUUUAUCCAGGCUCACCUGCUCCGUGUCAGGGCCAAGCACACACCGCCAUGCCCCGGGGGUGGGGGAGUCAGACAUCUGUCUUUGAACUGAUGUGUUGACUUCUUACGAAGUGGUGUCUCCAUGGAUUUGAAAACUAUGAACUAUGAUGUAAAUUCUCUUCGAAUGUGAUUUGGAGGCAUCAGAACAGCAGCCAGUAUUUCAGAUGAAUGUUAAGAACUAGUUACAAAUGGAUGGUCUUGGGAUCUGCAAGUCUCUUCAGAAAGAUGACCUUGUUCCCACAGAGCUUGUAGUUGUCCAGCCAGAUUAUGUUGGGGGGAAAGAAGGCAGUUCUGAUGGUCAUAGCAGGUAGGCAGCCUUCCUGGUUUCGAGGGGCUUACUGAAUUUCUGGGGUCCUGAGUAAUUCUGGAAAUGUCCAUCUAGCAUCUCCCAUCAUUGCCAAGGAGGAACGUAAGCCCCCAGUGACCCAUGUGCUGUGACCCAUGAAAGGUGGUGCUGCGAGAGUCACAGGGCCCUGAGCACCCUCUGGUCUCCACUUAACCUUCAUUGCUUGAAUUCCCCCACCCACCCUUUCUCUGGCCCUUUCCCAUAAUGUCUUCAAACCAUUUCCUUCUAACUUUUUUUCUUUCCCUAAUUGGCGACAUAUGGAAUAAAGUAUUUUGGAAUUUUUGGUUAUAUUUAUUAAAUAAAGCUUUAUGAUCCUUUGUUCA
Messenger RNA from Sus scrofa (pig), 6268 nucleotides. The record is from RefSeq and is a predicted model, not a curated record. Lineage: Eukaryota; Metazoa; Chordata; Mammalia; Artiodactyla; Suidae.